UAUCGUUGCAACAUGGAGGGCGUUCUUUUUAAACAUUGAUUGAAUCGCCAUGUACUCUGGGUUGUAUUUUUCUACAACUACGACCGUCUGCAACUUAUUGUUAAAAUUAGGUCCCAGUGAGUGUUCUAGGACGAUAUUUACUAGAGUUUUCUGGAGUAUAUUUCAGUAAAAAAUAUGUUUUUGCCUAUAGGGGUCGUGCCGGACAUACGUCUAAUGUUUCCGCGUCUCUUGGGAUAACCUGACAUUUGAAAACAGCAGACGGCAAAAGGAACAUUAUUUUAAGACCUGGGAAAAACAGAUGAAGCUUUGAGUGAAAAUAUUUGGUUUCUAACUGCAGAAAGGAGUUUAUUUUUAGCACUGCAAAGUCUGAGAAGUUCUUAUUUCGGAUACCCCAGUCAGUGAUGUUCAUUUUUGUGCCGUGAGUGGUGUGUUGAUAUGAAUCAACCCUCUUCUUUCAACUACGUUUUAACUAUGACUAUAUUAUUUCUUCGAGUAGGAAUUAACACAUAGAAAAAAACUUGUGCCAACUUCGGAAUUCCUAAAUUCAUUAAAGAACCGAAUUUCCGCAAACAGUGAAUGUGUUAUGAAAAAGUUUGUGGUGCGAGGUGGAAGUCGGUCAAAAUUGUGAAAUCUUCAAGGAUAUUGGAUACCAAAUACUUUUAAACCCAACUUUCCAAUGGUAAUUGAUCCUCGAGCAAUUUAAAUCAGAAUGCAGAGUACUUAAUCCGGCGAAUUAAUUCCAAAAUUCAGGAGAGAUUGAAGCCCUUAAUGAUAUCAUCACCAAUCAGCACACAACAGAAUCAGGGAUGGAGAAUGCCAAAAAAGCAGGAAGUUGUGUUGUAGGCCAAAAGCUGGUAAUAGUUAUAACACUCAUGUCGAUAGUCUUUAUUUCUCGAGGCAAUGCCACACAGAAUUUUAUAGUUGAACCACAAAAUACUUCAGCAAUCCAGGGCAGUACUACAAUAUUAAAGUGUACAGUGUCUGAUCGCAAUGGCCAAGUACAGUGGACUAAGGAUAAGUUCGCCCUGGGCACUGAUCGUAAUUUAGAAUGGUAUCCACGUUAUUCAAUGAUAGGUACUGAUGCUCCAGUUGGCAGACCAUAUGCAAUAGGUGAAUAUAAUCUACAAAUUAUAGAUGUCCAGCUGGAAGAUGACGCCAUCUAUCAGUGUCAAGUUGGUGCAACAGAUAUGGUCAAAGGUAUCCGCAGUCAGACGGCAAAAUUAAAUGUUCUGUUGCCUCCUGAACCUCCUACUAUUGAUGGUGGACCUAAAAUAGAAAUUGUUAAAGGUAGACCUACAAAUAUAUCGUGUAGAGCGUUAAAUGGUAAACCUGCUGCUGAUGUCACAUGGUAUAGAGAAGACAGACGCAUUAGAAAGUCAGUAUUUUCCAGAAGUAUACCGAAGGAAGAUGGAAAACGAGUGGACACUAUCGGUAUUGUCACCAUGAAUGCUACAUUAGAUGAUGCAGGCAAGACGAUUAAAUGCUUGGUUCAAAAUGAGGCCAUGACCGAGCCUUAUAUAGUUUCGGCUACAAUAGAUGUUCAGUAUGUACCAGAAGUACACAUGAGUAUAAAUAAAUCUGAAACUAUCAAAGAAUAUGAUUUUUUAAGAAUAACAUGUAGCGGACGUGCUAAUCCUGCGAGUAUAUCCUGGAAAUGGUAUAAAAACGAACAAGAAAUAUUGGAUGAAACUCGUAAUGUUCUCGACAUUCCAAAAAUCACCCGAACUUAUCAUGAAGACACUAUAUCAUGUGAAGCUACAAAUGAAGUAGGCUCAACUAGAAAACAUCAUAAAUUAGAUGUUCAUUUUGGUCCAAAAUUCAUUGGUUCACCUAAACAUGCUACAGUUGACCUUGGUGAUGAUGUAUCACUACACUGUCAAGCAGACGGUAAUCCUACGCCUAGUAUAAUAUGGACAAAGAAAGGUUCUAAUCAUGUACUGGGCAGUACACCAAUAUAUAAAAUACAAUCAGUUAAGAAAAAAGACAUGAGUAUUUAUAUAUGUACAGCUACAGUCAUGGGUUUCAGUGAAAUCAGUCGGGAAAUAUAUCUACUUCAAAAUGGUCCACCUCGUAUAAUGAGUGAAGUUCAACAAUAUGCUAGUAAAGGUGAUACAGCUCGUGUUGAAUGUUUAACAUAUUCUGCACCUCUACCACAAAAUAUCGUCUGGUUGAGAAAUGGUCAACCAAUAAACUACGCCUCAUCCGGAAGAUACUCAGCUAAAGAAGAAGAUUUACCAUUUGGAAGAAAGAGUACGCUACAAAUAUUGAAUAUUCAUGAAGAUGAUUUUGGUGAUUUUAACUGUAGUGUAUCUAAUAGUUACGGUCAAGAUAUAGCUACAAUAAAACUUAUAGAAAAAGUGGUUCCACCGUUACCAUAUAUAAUUGGUGGUGUAGUUGGUGGUAUAACAGUUAUAUUUGUUAUAGUAUUAGUCUGUGUAUUAUAUAAUAGAUAUAAAUCAGCUGAUACUAAUAGUGUACUGGGUUCCUAUACAGAUACAGAUAGCAGUACUGAAAAUAAAAAACGUGAAAAAUCUGAUUCACCAUCUACUUUAAUGGAUCAAUGGAGACAAGAUUAUAAUAAAGAUUUUUACCGAUAUUCAGCUGAUUAUGAUGAAUUAAAUUAUGGCAAAGAAAAUAAAGGCAAUAAUAAUUCGUAUGGGUUUAUAGAACCAUAUCCUUUAAAUACAUACAGAGAACGACAACCUGGUGAGGAGGAAUAUCUUAGUGCUAAUGAUGUUAUUGAACCUGUAGAUAGAUAUGAUACAUUACAUGGUUAUAGUAGUUUUAGGAGUACACCGGUUCCUAAUUCCCAGUUACCCCCAGCUAGUAUCAGUGGCAGUAAACUAGCUACAAAUGUGUAGAUAAAGAAAUAUUAAUUUAUAUUAAUUUUAAUUUUUAAAAAACAUCAAGAUUCAUCUGAUUGAAUGUAAUUUUCAACAAAAAUAUUCAACAGUUUGAUGGACCUGCAAAAAUAUACUUAAUGGACAACAUAUUCGCUCAACAUCGUGCAAUCAUUUUCAAAUAAGAAGCGAAAGAUUUGAAGAAAAAAGAAUCAUAUUAAGUAUUCGUCCAUUUUAUUUCAUAUCUAGUCAAAGAAUUGAAGUGUUUUGUGUUAAACAUCGACUCGAAGAAAUCCAUUAUUCCACCAACAGACUUCUGUUAGUUACGGUACAUUUGUACGUCUGCUAGUCAAAUCGUUAAGGCAACAAAAAUGGCAGAAGGAAGAAACAUGGAAGUGGUCACAUGUACAGUUGUACAGUUAUAAAGUGAUCACAUUUUUAGUGUGAUUGUGGUUGUGCUAUUUUUAUUGUCAUAUAGAAAAUGGCAGAUGUGAAUAUUCUAUUUAUAGAGAUGGUGACAAUGACAACUUGAAAGUGCUUAAUUAAUUAUUAUUUAUAAGACUUGCCGUGCGAGACAAAAAAAUUUAUUUUCACAAUUUAAAUAAAUUCAAGGUACCAUUUCAUCCAUUUUUUUAAAAAAAGAAAAAAAAAAUCAAGAAAAAAAGAUGAAUGAACAGUGAAUAUGGAUGCAAAUGAUUAAAGCUCAAAUUAAUGGAAGGUCAAGGUUCGCAAAAUACUCAAAGAGCUUUAUUACAUUUAAGAACAAAGAUUUCUGUGUGACAAUGUGUGAUAAGGAUUUCACACAAUUCCAAUGCAAUAAAUUUAAUCAUUGUGUGUGUUUGAAUUGUAAAUAAACUUCCAUGUUUUUUUAUAUAAAAAAAUAAUCAAUUCUGAAGUUGACCUGUGCAAAAUCCUCAUUUUUGAAGGGAAACUUGUAUGAAUUUGAAUAGCUGAGAAGACUUUUAGAUAGUUAUUGUACAUAGCAAUUGUUUAUUUUUUCAAUAUAAUUUAUAAAUGUAGCAAUAUUUAGAUAUAAGCUGGCUUAAUAUAAUAACAUGUUACAGAAUGAAGUGUGUUAAAUUCCUGCCACUGUGGAUUUGUGUGGCCAUUAUUAUUAUUAUGAUUGUAUUAAUAUAACUACAUGUAUAAUCAUUAUCAUGGUUUAUUUUUGGAAUAACAAAUGUAUCAGACUUGUUCAAUAAUUUAAAUUUUAAGUGACCAUUGAUCUAAGGACAUCUUAUUUACAUACUCAGAAGAAUGGUAUAAUUGAACUACUAGAAGAAAUUGUAGCACAUGUUGAUAUUGUAGUCUAUAAAAAUUUAAUUAGCUGCAAUCUGUAUUAUCCAUGCCCCUUAACGGACAAAUUUAUGAUCUCUGUUUGAGUAAAAAUAUGAACUUUGAGAGCAAGAUAUUGAAAUGUGGUAGCAUAUUGUGGUCAUCCUCAUCAGUUGCCUCGCUAGAGGCUAAUAUAAUUAUGGAUACUAGAAGCCAAACAAAUUUUAUUUUGUUCAUACACUGCGAUGUUGAGAAAAUUGCCUCUACUGUGUUUAAACUUGCAUCCGUUUCUAUCUUUAAAUUGAACACUGAUUUAGUUAAUUUGAUAGUGAACAAGUCUGAUAUAUUUUUAUAUGCUAUUUAUUUUACUGCAGUGCACUGUUUCACACAAUACAUGCCUAACUAAAUAAUAUCACCCAUUGUUCUUCCUCUCACAAACACAUUAUAUAUUUACAGUGAAUAUAAUAGAUGAUAAUAUAUUAUGUUUUUGUACAUGAUGUGAGAAUAUCACUCUUCAUUAAAAUAAUCAACUUAUAUAUUAUAUACAGUAUUCUUAUCACCACCAUAAUACUGUCAAAUAAAAUAAUAAAACAUUAA
Molecule: messenger RNA, 4712 nt
Organism: Patella vulgata (common limpet)
Lineage: Eukaryota; Metazoa; Mollusca; Gastropoda; Patellidae
Product: kin of IRRE-like protein 1
Exons: 14
Coding region: 807-2861 (684 amino acids)
Biological process (GO): cell-cell adhesion
Cellular component (GO): cell-cell junction
Molecular function (GO): cell adhesion molecule binding
Source: RefSeq, a predicted model, not a curated record